UCCAACCUGUCCUUCACUGACAUCUGUUUCACCUCCACCACCGUCCCAAAGAUGCUGGUGAACAUCCAGACACAGAGAAAGGUCAUCACCUAUGCAGGCUGCAUCAUCCAGAUGAGCUUUUUCCUGCUCUUUGCAGGGCUGGACAACUUCCUCUUGACAGUGAUGGCCUAUGACCGGUACAUGGCCAACUGUCACCCCCUGCGCUACACGGUCAUCAUGAACCCCUGGCUCUGUGGAAAGCUGGUUCUGGCAUCUUGGAUUAUAAGUGUCCCGUAUUCCUUGUUACAAACCUUAAUGGUUUUGCAGCUGUCCUUCUGUACACGUGUGGAAAUACUCCACCUUUUUUGUGAACUUAAUCAGGCAGUCCACCUGGCCUGCUCUGAUGUCUUUCUUAAUGACAUGGUGACCUAUUUUGAAACUGUGCUGCUGGCUGGUGGUCCCCUCACUGGGAUCCUUUACUCUUACUGUAAGAUAGUUUCCUCCAUUUGUGCAAUCUCAUCAGCUCAGGGGAAGCACAAAACAUUUUCCACCUGUGCCUCUCACCUCUCAGUUGUCUCCUUAUUUUAUUGUACAGUCUUAGGUGUGUACCUUAGUGCUGGUGCUGCCCACAGCUCACACUCAAGUGCAGCAGCCUCAGUGAUGUACACUGUGGUCACCCCCCCCCUUCAUCUACAGUCUGAAGACAUAAAGAAGGCUCUGAAAAUAGUUUUUGGGCGAGACACCAUGAAAGGGUCAGUUGGUCUGGAACUGAAUUACUGCUCAUGA
Tupaia belangeri chinensis (Chinese tree shrew) is the source of this 765-nucleotide messenger RNA. RefSeq names its product olfactory receptor 7A10-like. Gene Ontology annotation, molecular function: G protein-coupled receptor activity; olfactory receptor activity. The transcript is spliced from 2 exons. Lineage: Eukaryota; Metazoa; Chordata; Mammalia; Scandentia; Tupaiidae. The record is from RefSeq and is a predicted model, not a curated record. Gene Ontology annotation, cellular component: membrane. The annotation marks the transcript as partial. Gene Ontology annotation, biological process: G protein-coupled receptor signaling pathway.